Molecule: messenger RNA, 1412 nt
Organism: Aphanomyces astaci
Lineage: Eukaryota; Oomycota; Saprolegniomycetes; Saprolegniales; Verrucalvaceae
Exons: 11
Coding region: 38-1333 (431 amino acids)
Molecular function (GO): protein binding
Source: RefSeq, a predicted model, not a curated record
AGCCAUUCGAGUUGCAAAUGCGCACUUUGCAUUUGCCAUGCUCCGAGUGUGGCAGACUAUUGCCGCCGCCGUCGCCACCGUUGCCGCUGCGGACGAUACAUGGACGUCCGUGCUUGCGCUACCCAACAUCACGUCCAUUGAAACGACCCUGACAACAGGAACUCAGCGAUACAUCGAAGUCCGCCAUGGCAGUGACUCGAACCUCACAACGAUUGAGUUUUCGUCGAAUCUUACCUUGGACGGGGUCGUCCUACCCAAAAGCCUGCAGAAGUUUGCGCUUAACCGCGUGAAUUUAUCAGCGUUUCCGUAUGGCUUCCAAUGGCCAUCUACCCUCAAAUCGAUCGACCUGUCUCGGAAUGCGUUAACGAACAUUCCUCAAGAUAUCAAAUGGCCGGCGGGGCUAGCAUCGUUGUCGUUGUCAGACAACAAAUUGACAGAAUGUGUCUCCGACUUACCCGAGUCGAUUUCUACCCUCAACUACGGCGGCAACCGCUUGACUUCUAUUCAAGCUUGCCAGUGGCCAAAAGCAUUGGAAACCCUGACGGUGUCUGGGAACGCGUUACAAAGAAUGUCGCUCAGUCAGACGUGGCCUGAUGGACUGAAAGAACUGCACAUGGACAACACCGAGCUGAAAUACGUCCCGUCUACGUUUCCCGAAGGCCUUCGACAGUUGCACUUGAACAAAAACAAAAUUAAGUCUUUCCCCAAAAAGCUCCCGUCAGAUCUUCAAUCCUUGUCGUUGUCGUACAAUAAGAUCAAGGUGUUGCCGGCCCACCUAAACCGAUUCCCCAAGUUGGGCGUACUAGAACUCGCCAAUAACCACCUCAAGUCCCUUCCAUCGGAUCUCGUGCUACCCAAGGAUUUUCACAUCUUACGCCUCUCCAACAACAACUUGACGUCGUUGCCGCCAAAAUGUAACUCUUGGCUUGGCCAAAUUAAUGGCUCCAUCAUGCUGGACGGCAACCAGCUUAGUGCGUUACCUAAAAAAGUCACGUUCCCGCCCGAGACAAACGUAGCUAGAAACCAGCUCACGGUGCUCGAAAACUUGUCGCUUCCCAAGCACUUUAACGUCAACGAAAACCCACUGGAGCGCGUAUCCCGGGUGACAGUGAUGGAUGGCAGCGUUUGGCAAACCAGUCCCGCCGUGCUCAAGUCGUUUGUGUUGGACGAGAAAGCUUUCAAGUCGUUGGAUUCGUUGAUGAGAAGCUACAGCUUUUUUAAAUUGGGAUGGACUGUCGAUGCUGCCACGGCCGACCCCGCAUGUGCCGCCGAAAGCGGGGUGAUCAAGCAGGUGAAAGACAUCAGUGUGUGUGUCGUGCCAGACGGCUCGUAAAUACUAUCGACGGCGGCUGUAAGUUCCAUAUACUGUAUGUAUAUUGGAUAAAACAUAAUAAUAACUUACUCGUUUGUCU